CCCCCCCCUUUUUGUUCUCCAUCCAAAUCCCAUUCUUGAUACACUUAGAUUCUCUUAUCAUCUUUGAUCACAGCUUUUGCGUCUUUGCCAAGAAAAAUAUGGUUCCACAUACAGUUGAUUUGUUGGAGGAGCAGAUACCGGUGCACCAGAAGUCUCUUCUUGUCUCCGGCGACGUCAACACCGGCCUUGUCCUCGUCGACGUCGUUAACGGCUUCUGCACCGUCGGCGCCGGCAACAUGGCUCCAAGUCAACCGGACAAGCAAAUCUCACAAAUGGUGGAGGAGUCGGUGAGAGUUGCUGGAGCUUUCUGUGAGAAGAAGUGGCCUGUUUUGGCUUUUCUUGAUUCUCAUCACCCUGAUAUUCCAGAGCAUCCUUAUCCUCCUCAUUGCAUUGCUGGGACUGAUGAAUCAAAGCUUGUUCCAGAUCUUCAAUGGUUAGAGAAUGAAGCAAAUGUGACGCUGAAAUGUAAAGACUGCAUUGAUGGGUUUGUUGGUUCGAUUGAGGAAGACGGCUCUAAUGUGUUUGUAAAUUGGGUUAAGAGCAAUCAGAUCAAAACUAUCUUGGUGCUAGGGAUAUGCACAGAUAUAUGUGUUCUGGAUUUUGUCUGUACCACUUUAUCUGCGAGAAAUCGUCGUCUUCUUGAACCUCUGGAGGAUGUGGUAGUGUAUUCCCGUGGUUGUGCCACUUUUGAUCUUCCAGUUGAUGUGGCCAAAUCUAUGAAAGAUGUUGUAGCACACCCCCAGGACCUAAUGCAUCACAUAGGCCUUUACAUAGCCAAAGGAAGGGGAGCGAAGGUUGUGUCAGAAGUGUCAUUUGGUGCAUAAGAGCGAUAAUUUGACCUAUCUGUGGAUUGGCAUGAGGGGAUUCUUUUAUCAAUGUGUGAAGAGAUGUUUUCUAUUCUUCAAUUAUCGUAGUUAGAAAGGUCAAAUGUUGGGGAAUGAAGAAAGUAAACAGGUGGUUCAUAAAGCUCUUUGAGGAUGUAUAUAAAAGUCUUUCAAUCAAACUCUGCCACAUUAUGUCAUUCAUGUUUUUGUAUACUGGUAGCCUGGAACUACAAGUUUUUCUGAGUUGCAGGAUUAUCAAGUGGUUUAUAAGAUGUUAGCCCACGGCAUGCAAGAAAACUCUCAGCUAAGUUC
Molecule: messenger RNA, 1136 nt
Organism: Argentina anserina (silverweed cinquefoil)
Lineage: Eukaryota; Viridiplantae; Streptophyta; Magnoliopsida; Rosales; Rosaceae
Product: nicotinamidase 1
Exons: 5
Coding region: 99-824 (241 amino acids)
Biological process (GO): pyridine nucleotide salvage
Molecular function (GO): nicotinamidase activity
Source: RefSeq, a predicted model, not a curated record